Molecule: messenger RNA, 859 nt
Organism: Rhodotorula graminis WP1
Lineage: Eukaryota; Fungi; Basidiomycota; Microbotryomycetes; Sporidiobolales; Sporidiobolaceae
Exons: 4
Coding region: 140-736 (198 amino acids)
Source: RefSeq, a predicted model, not a curated record
AACGCAAGCUCUUGCCGCCGAACUUCCGCACCCAGUCGCGAGACCAAGCCGCGCUACAGACGCACGCACAGCCUCGUCCGCCCUCUCGCCGUCCUCGCCUCGGCCUCGUCGUCCUCCCACCUUGUUCGCCUGGCUCAAGAUGCUCAAGGCAAAGGCCAAGGCCGCCGCGACCGCCGCCGCACAGAAGCGCAAGGCCGCCGCAGCAGCAGCAGCAGCACAAGAAGCUGCCGCCGCACAAGCUGCCGCUCAGGCUGCGGGCCCGAGUGCAGCUAGCGCACGGGGAGGGCGGGGUGCGGUUCGCGGGGUCACUCAGUACUGGGCCGACUCGGGCGCCGCACGACUCGCCCCGGGCGGCUCGAUCCAGCGGAUAGGGUACGACGCCGGCGCGUUUGACGAGGCGUUCCGGGUCGUGUGCGGCGGCGACGCGCCGGGCGACGAGGGGCAGCGGGUCGAGGGCGCCGUCGGGGUCAUCCCGGCCGGCCCAGGUGCAGGUGCGGGUGCGGGUGCGGGCGAGGCGCAGGACGGCGCAGAGGGCAAGGAGCUCGUCGGGGGCAAGGAGAAGGAGGGUGGCGAGGGGUACAAGACGAACAAGGAGGACCUGGCUGUCAUUCUCGACAACCUCGACGUGCCCUCUGCGCUCGCGUCCCACACGCUGCGCGCGCACCAGGGCGACCUCGCGGCGACGCUCACCGACUUGGCGGCACCGAGGGCACCUGCAGCAGCCGGCUCGGCGUAGAUGGACGAGCUCGCCUGUCGAGGUCGGGCGAGAACGAGGAGCACGGGCGGACGUAUUCGAGGGAACGAGGAGGGAGGAGCAGCUCGCAACUUGCAGUAUCUCGCUAUCGAUUUCUUGCGUCUG